AGAAGUAGUUUUCUUUUUCCAGGGUAGAACCCUCUUUUUCUGUCUGGUAUAGAAACCUCUCUCCCUCCCUCUCUCUCUCUCUCUUGACCAUCCAUGGCGGACAACACACCCCCACCCCCUCAAAACCCAAACCCACCACCACCGCAACUCCCUCACCACCAAAUCUACACCCCCGCCGCCCCGUCCCAAUACCCCUCCCCUUACUACCUCCCUCACCAGCACUCUCAAAACCCUAACCCAGAACAACCCAACUCGCACCCAUCACAACUCGACCCUCUCAACAAGACCCAUGAUCCCAUUGCCGCCCUUACCCCUCCCGGGAUGGACCCCACUUGCUCUUCUGCCGGUGGUGUUCACGAGGCGUACGAUCCCAGCGCGCUCUGUGAUCAAUCUGCGUAUUUUCAGGACCCCAAUGUGGCCAACUCUUUGAAGAAUUGGGCGUUGGAUGUGCUCCGGUAUUACGGGUCGAAUCCGAAUGCUACUGGUCUGACAAUGCCUCCAAUUAAUGCGACAUUUCAGCCGCAUGGAAAUAGCACUCGAAAGGAGAGUGCCAAGAAAACCAAAGUUGUGCAAUCUGUGUGGUGUGAAGUUUGCAGGGUUGAAUGCAACACCAAGGAAGUUCUCGACAAGCACAAGAUGGGAAAGAAGCACAAGAAGAAUGAGGAUAAACUAAAAGAGUCAACUGCCCCUCAUCCUCCUGCUGCUUCGGGAGUGUCCGAUAACCCAGUGAUUGGGCCGCAAGAAAACCCUGCUGCUUCUUCUGUGCAAAAAACAAGAAAGAAGGCAGCCGAACCCGAGGAGGAUUUGGAGACAAAGAGGAGGAAAAUUAUGAACGAAGGGGCAGCAUCAGAUGCCGUUCGGGUCUGCACAAUUUGCAAUGUGGUCUGUAAUAGCGAAUUGGUUUUCGCUUAUCAUAAUGCAGGAAAGAAGCAUGCUGCCAUGAUGACUAAGCAGAGCGUAAGUGGCACAGGUGUGGCUACCGCCACCUAAAGAUUGUGGAAACACUUUCUGGUGUACGACCAUGAAUUUCUUUUGGUUUUGAUUUUCCUUUGUAGGAAUAGUUCAGAAGCAUACACAAGUUCUCUCUGUGUUCUCUUUUAGGUGGUAUUUGCAAGGAGUUCUGGGAUGAAGGUCCAUAUUUGCAUGUUGAAGUGGUUCUUUACUUAAAGUUAAAAGAGUACAGUAUGUAGUAAAGAAUCCUUUCCUAUUUAGGUGCUGCCCCACAAAGGAUGAGAAUGCAGUAGCAACUUUAUUUCUUUCA
Molecule: messenger RNA, 1261 nt
Organism: Rhododendron vialii
Lineage: Eukaryota; Viridiplantae; Streptophyta; Magnoliopsida; Ericales; Ericaceae
Exons: 2
Coding region: 94-990 (298 amino acids)
Molecular function (GO): nucleic acid binding; zinc ion binding
Source: RefSeq, a predicted model, not a curated record